AUGCAAGACCGCAAGGAGUUCCUCAAAGCCGUGCUGCGUGAUGAGAUGCGCGACCGCAUGGACGCUGAGGAGCAGCUUCACAGCAUAGAGCACGAGCUCGGGCUUCGCGGAAGUCGCCACGCCCAGAUGUUGGCUGCCGCUGCCAGCAGAGAAACGCCAAGGGUUGGCAGCGAUUACGACUCGAAGACAGUGGUGGAGCAGUACGACGAGGUGAUGGAGGAGUUGCGGUACGUUACGCAGCAGCCUGUAGGGUCAAAACUGAACAUAAUUCGCAUGCACUAUCUCCUCGAGGAGCAGGACCGGCUUCAGCACCUACACGAACAGGAGAAGAAGCAGGCUGCUGGUCUCACCACAACCACGAAGUGUUCGACGUAA
Trypanosoma grayi is the source of this 375-nucleotide messenger RNA. RefSeq lists its product as hypothetical. NCBI's taxonomy places the organism in Eukaryota, Euglenozoa, Kinetoplastea, Trypanosomatida, Trypanosomatidae. Bases 1 to 375 code for a protein of 124 amino acids. The transcript has a single exon. The record is from RefSeq and is a predicted model, not a curated record.